Aureobasidium namibiae CBS 147.97 is the source of this 720-nucleotide messenger RNA. RefSeq lists its product as uncharacterized. The record is from RefSeq and is a predicted model, not a curated record. Lineage: Eukaryota; Fungi; Ascomycota; Dothideomycetes; Dothideales; Saccotheciaceae. Gene Ontology annotation, molecular function: protein binding. The transcript has a single exon. The coding region runs from base 1 to 720 and encodes 239 amino acids.
AUGACCGACACGCACGUACCCCAUCUCCCCAACGAGAUCCUGUACGAGAUCGUUAGCUACGUCGCUGACGAGGACGUUCUAAAUCUCCGGCUCUCGGACAGGACCUUUCACUCCGUCACAGCCGACCGUUUCGAAGUGACCUUCUUCAAGAGUCGCGCCUACGACAUGUCAACCAAAGGACUCGAGGCUCUGGUCAAGAUCACUGAGCAGCCGACCUUCGCUCGCCACAUCAAGACUAUCGUUAUAGGUCAUGGUGGCAAGGUCUAUCCUGGCGAGCACCGCGAUCUGCUUGUACAAGCGUUCCAGAAUCUCGCUAGCAUCGGAAACACCAUCUCUCUCGGACUGCGUCAGGUGCGUAAAUGUCGCAACUACCGGCGUAGACAUCGUGUGGUCCUUCGCCACACGCUCAGGUUCUUCCGGGAGAAAGUACUUGGUGCUGCUGUUCACGCUCGAAUGCCUCUUGGAGAUUUUGUCGCAGACCUUCAGAGCGCUUCACAAAAGCGUAGGUUCCCUUCGGUCACGGACGACUGGAGUUUGGCUAUCCAGCGUGACUUACGAUUCGGCGCUGUGGGCCACAAUCAGUUUAGCGGUCUGAGCAUCAAAUUAGGUAUGACAGGAUCGGAUUCUAGCAGCUUAGGCCACAUCUUCGUCGACAAGUUCGACAAGCGCCUGGAAGUUUUGAAUGCUGGCACUUGGGCAUGGCAGCGCCAUCUGCAGUAG